This is a messenger RNA of Saccostrea echinata, 549 nucleotides long. RefSeq names its product NPC intracellular cholesterol transporter 2-like. Gene Ontology annotation, biological process: sterol transport. The transcript has 4 exons. The record is from RefSeq and is a predicted model, not a curated record. Bases 22 to 549 code for a protein of 175 amino acids. NCBI's taxonomy places the organism in Eukaryota, Metazoa, Mollusca, Bivalvia, Ostreida, Ostreidae. Gene Ontology annotation, molecular function: sterol binding.
UCUGCUCUUCACUGGAUUACCAUGACUGGAAAAUUAUUAGUCUUUAUUUUUAUUGCAUAUGCUGCAAAAGAAGUUAGUUCUAUUGUUUUCAAAGACUGUGGGUCAGUCUCGGGAAAGGUUUUAUCGGUAAAUGUAUCAGGAUGCGACAGCGAACCUUGUAUAUUUUAUUCACAGACCAAAGAAACACUUAAUGCAACAUUUACCUCAAAUGUGGCAUCAACAAAACCAACAACGCAAGUAACAGGAAUCAUAGGGGGCGUUCCGAUUUCAUUUCCGGCAGAGAAAAACACUUGUGUCAGUCAGACGAAAUGUCCUAUUCAGCCAGAGCAGCAAAACACAUUUUCUAUCACAGUGAAUGUUUUGAAAGAAUAUCCUCACAUAAGUCUUUUGGUUAAAACAGAAGUUCGGGACGAUACUGGAAAAGAUAUAUUCUGUUUUGUUUUUCCUGCACAAAUAAAACCUAAGCCAUAUUUCUUUUUAUCAUUAUUAUUACAUUUUUACAAUGGACUGCGUUAUAUAGAAUAUUGUGUUGAAUUUGUUUUUGAAUGA